This is a messenger RNA of Prosopis cineraria, 1229 nucleotides long. Its product is annotated as probable U6 snRNA-associated Sm-like protein LSm4. Gene Ontology annotation, biological process: mRNA splicing, via spliceosome; P-body assembly; nuclear-transcribed mRNA catabolic process. The transcript has 9 exons. Lineage: Eukaryota; Viridiplantae; Streptophyta; Magnoliopsida; Fabales; Fabaceae. Gene Ontology annotation, cellular component: P-body; U6 snRNP; spliceosomal tri-snRNP complex. The record is from RefSeq and is a predicted model, not a curated record. Gene Ontology annotation, molecular function: U6 snRNA binding. The coding region runs from base 472 to 921 and encodes 149 amino acids.
UUCAGAUUUUUGAUUUCGCACGGCCGCACUGACGCUGUCACUCGCGAUUCCAGAGAUUCUCUUCUCCUCCGCUAUCAUUCAAGGUUCCAGACUCUCUAGAGCUCUGAGUCCAUCCUCUGUCGUUUGCCUCACCGUCCCCGAUCACCAUCUCCUUCGAGCUACAAAAUCCAAGUCCGUCUGCUGAUACUUCGUCGUACACUCGUCGAGCUCCAGAUCCCAAAUCCAAACUCGUCACUUACUCGGUUGAGUGGGUUCCUCACUUCCUCCGUUCCUCGGUUUGCAUCGUGCCAUCAUCUCCUCUGUCUGCCUUACAACUGGUUUUUAGAGCAUUGGAUUGCACAUUGCGGAGUUAUAGAAUAAUAACUGGCUUUAUUGCCUGGAACCAGCCGAAGGUACAAGAAUUCACCAUAGUCUCUGGAAGAAGACUUUAGUGAUCGAUCCGUGUGUUGAAGAGACUAUCCCAUCGCCAUUAUGCUUCCUCUUUCCCUACUCAAGACUGCCCAAGGGCACCCGAUGUUGGUAGAACUGAAAAAUGGGGAAACCUAUAACGGACAUCUUGUUAACUGUGAUACGUGGAUGAAUAUCCAUCUCCGUGAAGUCAUCUGCACCUCCAAAGAUGGAGAUAGAUUUUGGCGAAUGCCUGAAUGCUACAUACGAGGAAAUACGAUUAAGUACCUAAGAGUUCCAGAUGAGGUUAUUGACAAAGUUCAGGAAGAAACCAAGAGUCGCACAGAUCGCAAGCCGCCUGGGGUGGGUCGAGGUAGAGGAAGAGGCAGUGCGGAUGGUUCUGGGGGGCGUCCAGCAAAAGGAAUUGGGCGUGGCCUUGAUGAUGGUGGUGCAAAAGGAGCAGGUGGAGGCCGGGGCAAGGGUGGGCCAGGUGGAAAGCCUGGUGGAAGAGGUACUGGGCGGGGAAGAGGUUAAUAUAGUUUGUGCCGUAAGACAGCUUAAAAUGGGCCAGCUUGCUACUUUUAGAGGCAUUUGUGCCCAUUUUAUUUGGGUGCAUUGACAGAUUUUCCUGCAUGUUAUCUGUUUAUCCAUGGAUGAUUCGUUGCCAUAUGCUUUCAUGGUUAUGGUUACAAAAAUAUUGGUGAUACCGUAGAACUUGAUGAAAGCCUCUAGCCGUGCAUCAUAUUUCAACCAUCAUGCAAAUUCCUUUGCCCAAUGAGUAAAGAUGAUGGUGCUGAACACCUAAUUUAUAUUUAAUUCAUGGAGCCUUUGGUUGGUCGCUA